Ricinus communis (castor bean) is the source of this 1698-nucleotide messenger RNA. RefSeq names its product cytochrome P450 77A3. The coding region runs from base 61 to 1578 and encodes 505 amino acids. The record is from RefSeq and is a predicted model, not a curated record. The transcript has a single exon. Gene Ontology annotation, molecular function: heme binding; iron ion binding; oxidoreductase activity, acting on paired donors, with incorporation or reduction of molecular oxygen. Lineage: Eukaryota; Viridiplantae; Streptophyta; Magnoliopsida; Malpighiales; Euphorbiaceae.
CAUGCUCUAUUUAACCAUCCCUACCAUAUUUCUUCUGAAUGCACCAUCCCGAGUUCAUCAAUGGACUGGAUAGACUUUCUCAUCUUUUGUUCUACGCUUAUCUUUCUCCCUAUAUGGUGGCGAUACUGGUCGGUCACCGGCGGUGGACCAAAGAAUCUCCCGCCAGGACCACCAGGUUGGCCACUGGUAGGCAACUUGUUCCAAGUAAUCCUCCAACGCCGACCUUUUAUCUAUAUUGUACGUGAUUUACGUGCAAAGUAUGGUCCGAUCUUUACCAUGCAAAUGGGCCAACGUACUCUUGUUAUUGUCACUAGUUCUGGCCUCAUCCAUGAAGCCCUAGUCCAAAGAGGUCCUACCUUCGCUAGCCGUCCACCUGACUCUCCGAUUCGAUUAGUGUUCAGUGUUGGAAAAUGUGCCAUCAACUCCGCCGAAUACGGCCCUCUCUGGCGUACUCUUCGCCGGAAUUUUGUCAGUGAGGUCACAAGUCCGAUGAGAAUCAAGCAGUGUCGCUGGAUAAGAGAAUGGGCAUUUGAGAAUCACAUGAAAAGAAUAAAAAGGGAAGCUCUUGAAAAUGGCUCCGUGGAGGUAAUGAGUAACUGUAGGCUUACCAUAUGUAGUGUUCUAAUAUGUAUUUGUUUUGGAGCAAGAAUCUCUGAAGAAAGGAUCAAGAAUAUAGAAGCUGUAUCAAAAGAUGUUAUGCUAAUGACAACACCAAAGCUACCCGAUUUCAUGCCCGUUCUUGCUCCUUUCUUUCGCAGGCAAAUGAAAGUUGCUAAAGAAUUGAGAAAGAAGCAAAUGGAAUGCCUGGUUCCAUUAAUAAGAAAUAGAAGAGCCUUUGUAGAGAAAGGUGAAAAUCCCAACUCAGAAAUGGUGAGUCCAGUUGGUGCAGCUUAUAUAGAUUCUCUGUUUGAGCUAAAACCAGCAGAGAGAGGUCCAUUAGGAGAGCAGGAAUUUGUCACGUUGUGUUCAGAGGUGGUCAGUGCAGGCACUGACACUAGUGCAACAACCAUUGAAUGGGCUCUGCUGCAUUUGGUGCUAAACCAAGAGAUUCAAGAAAACUUGUACAAGGAAAUUGUUGAUUUUGUAGGUAAAGAUGGGCUGGUUAAAGAAGAACAUGUUGAGAAAAUGCCUUAUCUUGGAGCAAUAGUCAAAGAAACUUUCCGACGACAUCCGCCGAGCCAUUUCUUGUUAUCUCAUGCUGCAACGAAGGAGACACAACUCGGUGGCUAUACAAUUCCUGCGGGUGUUAAUGUGGAGCUUUAUACGGCAUGGGUAACUGAGGAUCCGGAUGUAUGGAAGGAUCCGGAUGAGUUCCGACCCGAGAGAUUCUUGAAUGGCGAUGGAGUUGAUGUGGAUGUGACUGGCACUCGUGGAGUGAAGAUGGUGCCUUUUGGUGCCGGACGGCGUAUUUGCCCGGCGUGGAGUCUUGGUACGCUACAUGUCAAUUUGUUACUUGCUAGGAUGGUGCAUGCUUUCAAGUGGUUACCGGAUCCGACUUCUCCACCCGACCCGACUGAGACUUUUGCAUUCACUGUUGUUAUGAAGAAUCCUUUAAAGGCUUUGAUGUUGCCUAGGUGAAUUGAAGCCUUCACUUCAAUAUUGCUUGCUUUAAUUAAGUAAAGAAGUGUCUACUUAAUUAUUUCCUUUCUUAUCUUAAUUAUUUAAUAAAAAAGUAUUCACUUCUUAGAUUAUAUUUUA